AUGAACACCGGCCACUAGGCAAUGAUGGUAAAUGAUAAAAGACGGUCGUGGCUAUACUCAACAGCCAAGCUUGUACUCGCCUUGGUAUGGUUGCUAGCCACCUCAGAGUGUAUACAAUACUGCUCUGAAUGCUACUCAUUUUAUGACGGCCAUGGCGCAGAGCAGACGAAUGUCAGAAUCAUAUCUUGGAUCCUCUUGGGUGACGGCGGAGCGUACACCUAUCGCAAAUAUCCCCGCCAAUUCGCAAGAAUGUGUCAAUCAUUGGCACAGUAUCUUUGCUAGAGACCUCAUCGACUUGCGGAUCGUCACAGUUGACGCCCAAACCAGCGUCGAGGAGGCAUGCGAGACUCUUCUCACUGAAGAUAUCUUAUGCUUGACUGUCAAAUCCGAUGGCGCGACCGUCGGACUGUUCGAUUUUUCUGAUGUCAAUGCGUUCUUGACUCUGGCGGCCACACGACACACCUUGCCACCAGACGAUUUAAGGGAGAACCAUCGCGUCCAUGAAAUCGUUGCGGCUGCUCGAACAGGUCAUGUACCCGUUCAGCUGGUUAGCAAUCUAUCCGAGAAGAAUCCCCUCGUUGUUUUGCCCUAUGACGCCACGAUUGUGUCUUUGUUGAAGCAUUUUUCUCGCGGGACACAUAAAGUUCUUGUACAGAAGGCAGAACCUCCAAAUGACUACUUGGGCAUAGUCUCCGAUCGACGACUCUUGGCCUGGUUUUCUUCGUAUGCCUCACAGAAUCCUUCUCUUGGGGGCUUCCUUUCUAAUCCUCUCCAUUCAUUCUCCCUCCCCUCUCUGGAUCUGUAUUCUUCCGUUAUUGCAGCUACCUCGACGGCUAGUGUUCUGGAUGCUAUGAGAUUGAUGAGCGAAGAAGGCGUCAGCAGCGUUGCCGUUGUAGAUGAUCAGACUGCGGUACUCCUCAGCGCCGUGAGCGUAACGGACGUCGGAAAGAUUGUUGUUCCCUCGGAAAGUAAACAUAUCUUGUCGAUUCCUUUACAUAAAUUCAUUGCUCAGAUCAAGGCUUCCGACGGGUCUAAAGAUGGUGCAGACAAGUAUCCAGUAUAUUCCGUCCUCCCCACCAAUAGCAUGCUGUAUACGAUACAGAAGCUGCUAGCUACCAAUGCACACAGGUUAUUCGUGACGCAGGACAGUUCGUCGGGCGUGUCCUCUCCUGUCGUAUCCUAUAUCACCUCUGGAAAUCUUUCUGGCAUUGUUUCAAUCGUUGAUAUUUUGUCGAUCUUUGGCCGUAUGGCAAAUAUUGAAGACGUCGAUCCGAAGCUGAUGCAACGUCACAGACGUGCAUCGUCUUCGGCCUCUUCCCACUCUUCCUUGUCGGACGAAUUGUCCCGUUCAAGGCCUAGCAGUCGGACAAGCGUCCGGCGAACCCUGAGUCUUCGUAACCCGAGAGCAAUGAACAGGAAUUCACGGGCUUCUUUCUCUAGUGCGGAGUCAGCAACUCAUGCAAUGGAAAGAAGCGCGUAG
Molecule: messenger RNA, 1480 nt
Organism: Guyanagaster necrorhizus
Lineage: Eukaryota; Fungi; Basidiomycota; Agaricomycetes; Agaricales; Physalacriaceae
Exons: 11
Coding region: 143-1480 (445 amino acids)
Biological process (GO): cellular response to glucose starvation
Molecular function (GO): protein serine/threonine phosphatase inhibitor activity
Source: RefSeq, a predicted model, not a curated record